AUGGCUGAGUCAACACGAAUUCCUUCGCUUCAAUGGCGGUUACUGCCACUGAUGAUCGCUUCCCUUUUGUUUUCUCCGAUUGCCUCGGGAAGUUUCUUCGAGCCGUUCAAUGUCAGCUACGACCACAGGGCUCUAAUCGUCGCCGGGAAACGGCGCAUGCUCGUCUCAGCUGGAAUUCACUACCCUCGCGCUACUCCUGAAAUGUGGCCUGAUCUCAUCGAAAAGAGCAAAGAAGGUGGUGCUGAUGUGAUUCAAACAUAUGUGUUCUGGAGCGGCCACGAGCCUGUGAAGGGUCAGUAUAACUUUGAAGGAAGAUACGACCUUGUAAAAUUUGUGAAGCUUAUUGGAUCAAGCGGUCUCUAUCUCCAUCUGCGCAUAGGUCCUUACGUUUGUGCUGAGUGGAACUUCGGGGGGUUUCCUGUGUGGUUGCGUGAUGUUCCCAGCAUAGAGUUUCGAACAAACAAUGAACCUUUUAAGAAGGAGAUGCAGAGGUUUGUAACAAAGAUUGUGGAUUUGAUGCGAGAAGCAAAUCUUUUCUGUUGGCAAGGCGGUCCCGUAAUCAUGCUGCAGAUUGAGAAUGAAUACGGGGAUGUUGAGAAAUCAUACGGGCAGAAGGGAAAAGAUUAUGUCAAAUGGGCAGCUAGCAUGGCUCUAGGGCUUGGUGCUGGAGUUCCGUGGGUUAUGUGCAAGCAAACAGACGCUCCAGAGAAUAUAAUUGAUGCAUGCAACGGAUACUAUUGUGAUGGUUUUAAACCAAAUUCGAAGACGAAGCCAGUACUUUGGACAGAGGAUUGGGAUGGGUGGUAUACAAAAUGGGGAGGAAGUUUGCCUCACAGACCUGCUGAAGAUCUUGCAUUUGCAGUCGCAAGAUUUUACCAGCGCGGAGGAAGCUUUCAGAAUUAUUACAUGUAUUUUGGUGGAACAAACUUUGGUCGAACUUCUGGUGGUCCUUUGUACAUUACAAGCUAUGAUUAUGAUGCUCCUCUUGAUGAAUAUGGUCUGAGGAGCGAGCCAAAAUGGGGGCAUCUGAAGGAUCUUCAUGCUGCCAUAAAACUUUGUGAACCUGCCCUUGUCGCGGCAGAUGCACCAGAAUAUAGAAAACUGGGAUCAAAUCAGGAGGCACACAUUUAUCAUGGAGAUGGUGAGAAUGGAGGAAAGGUGUGUGCUGCAUUUCUCGCAAACAUUGAUGAGCACAAAACCGCAUAUGUGAAAUUUAAUGGCCAAUCAUACACUUUACCACCCUGGUCAGUGAGUAUAUUGCCAGACUGUCGACAUGUAGCCUUCAACACUGCCAAGGUAGGAGCACAAACUUCUGUUAAAAUGGUUGAGUCUGCUAGGCCUUCUUUAGGUAGUAUGUCUAUACUGCGAAAAGUCGUCAGGCAGGAUGAUGUUUCUUAUAUAUCAAAAUCAUGGAUGGCUCUGAAAGAGCCCAUUGGCAUAUGGGGUGAAAACACUUUCACUUGCCUAGGGUUAUUGGAGCAUUUGAAUGUUACAAAAGACCAGUCUGAUUACCUGUGGCGUAAGACAAGAAUAAGCGUAUCUGAGGAUGAUAUCUCGUUCUGGAAGAACAAUGGAGCUGACCCAACAGUGUCAAUAGAUAGCAUGAGGGAUGUAUUGCGUGUGUUUGUUAACAAACAACUCUCAGGCAGUGUUGUUGGUCACUGGGUGAAGGCAGAGCAGCCUGUACAAUUUGUGCAGGGAAACAAUGAUUUAUAUCUCUUGACUCAAACUGUUGGUUUACAGAAUUACGGUGCUUUCUUGGAGAAGGAUGGAGCCGGUUUUAGAGGCAAAGCGAAGCUUACUGGAUUCAAGAAUGGAGAUGUGGACCUGUCAAAAUCUUCAUGGACCUAUCAGGUGGGAUUGAAAGGUGAGGCUGACAAAAUAUUUACGGUUGAACACAAUGAAAAAGCAGAGUGGAGUACCUUGGAGAGCGAUGCUUCACCUUCCAUCUUUAUGUGGUACAAGACAUACUUUGACACACCAGACGGAACAGAUCCUGUUGUUCUUGAUCUUGAAAGUAUGGGAAAGGGACAAGCUUGGGUCAAUGGACACCAUAUUGGAAGGUACUGGAGUAUCCUUUCGCAAAAGGAUGGAUGUGACAAAACCUGUGAUUAUCGUGGAGCUUACAAUUCUGAUAAAUGCACAACAAACUGUGGAAAGCCUACACAAACCAGGUACCAUGUACCACGUUCGUGGUUAAAGCCAUCAAGUAAUCUACUAGUGCUCUUUGAAGAGACCGGUGGAAACCCGUUCAAGAUAUCAGCUAAGACAGUUACUGCAGGGAUUCUGUGCGGUCAAGUCUCGGAAUCGCAUUAUCCACCUCUGCGGAAAUGGUCCACACCAAGUUUCAUGAACGGGACGAUAUCGAUGAAUAGUAUGGCUCCAGAAAUGCAUCUGCGUUGUGAAGAAGGGAAUGUAAUAUCUUCCAUCGAAUUUGCUAGCUAUGGAACUCCAAGAGGUAGCUGCGAGAAGUUUUCUACCGGGAAAUGCCAUGCAUCCACAUCGUUAUCAAUCGUCUCUGAGGCUUGUCAAGGACGCAACAGCUGCUUCAUCGAAGUGUCGAAUACGGCAUUUCGCAGUGACCCAUGUAGCGGUAUUUUAAAGACAUUAGCGGUUAUGGCGCGAUGUUCGCCAUCUCAGGACACGAGUUACCUUGGUUUUUAG
This is a messenger RNA of Microthlaspi erraticum, 2664 nucleotides long. The record is from the annotation of a GenBank genome assembly. NCBI's taxonomy places the organism in Eukaryota, Viridiplantae, Streptophyta, Magnoliopsida, Brassicales, Brassicaceae.